This is a messenger RNA of Camponotus floridanus (Florida carpenter ant), 29340 nucleotides long. RefSeq names its product microtubule-actin cross-linking factor 1 (gene shot). The record is from RefSeq and is a predicted model, not a curated record. The transcript is spliced from 46 exons. Bases 732 to 26504 code for a protein of 8590 amino acids. Gene Ontology annotation, biological process: wound healing; intermediate filament cytoskeleton organization. Gene Ontology annotation, molecular function: calcium ion binding; microtubule binding; structural molecule activity. Gene Ontology annotation, cellular component: intermediate filament; cytoskeleton; membrane. NCBI's taxonomy places the organism in Eukaryota, Metazoa, Arthropoda, Insecta, Hymenoptera, Formicidae.
UGGCGACAGAGGAAUUCGCAGUGCCACGUUUCGGAGCAGCGCCCGGUCGUCGCGCGUGUGUCCAGGAGUAGUGAACUGUGCUCUCGCGCCGGAGGACAGCCUCGUUUCCUCGGCCCGGUGCUGCUGGUUCGCGGGUGUCAGUGACAUUAUUCUAGUCUAAUAGGUUUUCCAUCUUCGUGUUGUCGCUGACAAGAGUGCACGAGGAGCGACGAGUCGGGAGUUUUUUUCGAGAAUUCACAAAGUGCCAUACCGUAUACGAGGUCGGGGAGGAAUAAAGGCGACGUUCGGAUUUGCAUGCGCGGCGCGGCAGGUUGGAAUCCGAAGGUAAGAGAAUCCUUGGCCGAUUCUCCGAACGAUCGACGGGGGACGGCUCGAGAAUUCGAUCGCGUUCCGAUCGAACCUGGCGCACAUCUCGUGUAAACAGCGGCGGAUAAUCGACGAAACUCAUGCGUCGAGCAUUCUAAAUGCUCCGAGUAGAAACGUGAAACUAUUCCACGAACGAUCGACCCGAAGACUAAGGACUAGAAGCUCCUCUGACUCGAGGGUCUCGAGAGAGGGAGGGAGCACGAUUAACUCGCGAGGAUGUAAAGAAGGAAAACAAAUCGAGCCUAAACAGUCCUAAAGUGCGAUUUUUCAUGAACGGAUAAAGUCUCGAGCGAGUGAUCGACCCAGGAGAGCAGAGUGCUCCGAUUCGUGCCGUGAAUGUGUCAUGACAGUUCGCGCGGCCGGGCAUGAACGUUGAAACCUGCACCCUCUACUUCGCUGGGACGGCCCGGGGCCCGGAGAAGGACAGGAUGUCGACCCAGGCGUACUACAAGGAACGGCUCGGCUUCGAUCCCGCCGACACCGUCGCCGAGCAUCAGCGGGAGCAGCGCUCCCAGCACGGUUACGAGGAGUCGCUCUCCAAGUUCAAAGACGAACGAGAUGCUAUACAGAAGAAGACCUUCACGAAAUGGGUGAACAAGCAUUUGAAAAAGCAUUGGAAAUACGUCAAGACUUACACGUGCCUACACGUAUGCGUCCUUGUGAACAACCAACCAUGCUGUUCCCCCACCGCGAGCAGACAUGUCGGCGAUCUAUUCGAGGAUCUACGCGACGGUCACAAUCUCAUCUCCCUGUUGGAAGUGCUUUCUGCCGAACAUCUGCCACGGGAGAGAGGCCGAAUGCGUUUCCACAUGUUGCAAAACGUGCAAAUGGCCCUCGACUUUCUACGCUACAAGAAGAUCAAGCUGGUGAACAUACGGGCGGAAGACAUCGUGGACGGUAACCCGAAGCUCACCCUGGGCCUGAUAUGGACCAUCAUUCUGCACUUCCAGAUAUCCGACAUAGUGCACGGUCAGGAACCGAACGUGACAGCGCGCGAGGCUCUUCUGAGAUGGGCCCGACGAUCGACCGCCCGAUACCCCGGCGUCCGGGUGACCGACUUCACCGGUUCCUGGCGCGACGGUUUGGCCUUCAGUGCUCUUCUCCAUCGGAAUCGGCCGGAUCUCGUCGAUUGGAGAACCGCGCGCUCGAGCCAGCCGCGCGAGCGGCUCGAUCGGGUCUUCUACGUCGCCGAGCGCGAGUACGGCGUUACGAGGCUUCUCGAUCCAGAAGAUGUUGAUACCCCCGAGCCGGAUGAGAAGUCCUUGAUAACGUACAUCUCUUCGCUCUACGACGUGUUCCCGGAGCCGCCGGCCAUUCACCCCCUGUACGACGCCGAGGCGCAAAGACGAUCCGCGGAGUAUCGCGAGCUCGCCAGCUCGCUACACAUGUGGAUCCGCGAGAAAAUGGCUCUUAUGCAAGAGCGAUCUUUCCCGCCUACUCUGAUCGAGAUGAAGAAACUGGCAGCGGACAGUACCAAGUUCAAGAACGAGGAGGUACCGCCGCGAUACAGGGACAAACAGAGAUUGACAUAUAUCUUCAGAGACCUGCAAAAGUACUUCGAGGCGGUGGGUGAAGUGGACAUGGAACCGGAACUGCAUAUUGAUGUCAUAGACAAGAAUUGGAAUCGCCUGAUGAUGCUACAUCAGGAACGCGAACAGUCUAUUAUUGACGAAAUUAAACGCCUUGAGCGUCUGCAACGACUCGCUGAGAAGGUGCAUCGCGAGAUGAAAACGACCGACAAUAGGCUGGAAGAGCUCGAGCGACGUGUAGAGGACGAGGCUCGCAAGCUCGAUCGCCUUCAUCCUUUGGAAGCGAAACACGCGGUUGACUUACUGGAACAAGACAUACGGAGCACGGAAACCCAGAUACAGAAUAUAUUCACCGAUGUGCACACCCUUACGGAGGGUAGAUACAGUCAGGCGCCCGAGCUUCACAAAAGAGUCCAGAAGCUACAUCAAAGAUGGGUUGUAUUGCGAUCACUCUUGCACAGGCGUCUAGUACAACCGCUCUCCGUGGUUUCCUUCCCUGUUGAGGAACGCGUUGUUACAAAACAUCGCACAACGGUCCACGAGACGCGAUUGGUCGACACCAAUCCUCAUUUCCGCGCGUUGCAUGAUUGUAUAGAUUGGUGUAAGGGCAAACUGAAGCAUCUGCAAGAAGCGGACUACGGGUCGGAUCUGCCUAGCGUGCAAAAUGAAUUAGACGUACAUCAGAGGGAGCACAAGAAUAUCGAUCAGUUCCAGACAAAGGUCGAUAAGUGCAAACAGGCGAAGAAUAACUUUCACGGUGAAGAGCUCACGUUGUACAGCCAGCAUCUUGGCACUCUGCAGAAGCUUUAUGACGAACUUCUUGCCGUAUCGACUAAAAGACUCUCUGAUUUGGACACCCUACAUGAUUUCAUACAAUCGGCGACUGGCGAGCUGGUUUGGUUGAACGCUAAGGAAGAAACCGAAGUCACGCGCGAUUGGAGCGACAAGAAUCUUAAUGUACAGAGUAUUGAGCAAUAUUAUGAGCAAACGUAUGGAUCAGGCAUAGAGUCACUAAUGAGCGAUUUGGAGAGACGCGAGAUACAAUUUUCGGCAGUGCAAGAUCGCGGUGAGGCACUGAUUCUUCAGCAUCAUCCCGCGGCGAAAACCAUCGAAGCCUACAUGUCCGCGAUGCAAACUCAAUGGGCCUGGCUGCUGCAACUCACACUGUGUCUCGAAGUGCAUUUGAGACACGCCGCACAAAACCAGCAAUUCUUCAAAGACAUUCAACAGACCGAGCAAUUGAUUUCCAAACAUGACGAAACGUUGAAUACCAUUUACUCGCAAUCUGAUUUCUCGUUAGAUGAGGGAGAACGACUCUUGAAAGGCAUGCAAGAGUUGCGCGAGGAACUCAAUAAUUGUCACGUUCACGUGCAAAGACUUGUGGAGAGAGCAAAGGACAUCGUUCCCAUGAAGCAACGCAAGCAACCUGUUGUGCGACCGUUACAGGUCACUUGUAUCUGUAAUUACAAACAAGUCAAUAUGUCCAUCGAGAAAGGAGAACAAUGCACAUUAUACGAUAAUUCUGGCAGGGUAAAGUGGCGCGUGAAAAAUUCGCAGGGUGUGGAAUCUCCUGUACCGGGUGUCUGCUUUGCGUUACAGCCUCCUGAUAAGGACGCAUUGGAUGCCGCGGAACGAUUGAGACGACAAUAUGAUAGAAGCAUUGCUCUCUGGCAACGAAAAGAAUUGAGAUUACGACAAAACAUGAUAUUUGCGACUAUCAAAGUAGUCAAGGGUUGGGACUUGCCACAAUUUUUAGCAAUGGGACAAGAUCAACGUACCGUUAUCAGAAAUGCGCUGAACGAGGACGCGAAUAAAUUGCUUUCCGAGGGAGACCCGGCAGAUCCACAACUUAGAAGAUUGAAACGAGAAAUGGCGGAUGUCAACCGACUUUUCGACGAUUUCGAGAAGCGCGCCAGGGCCGAAGAAGAAUCAAAGAAUGCAGGCCGUAUUUUCAACGAACAAGCGUCUUCGCUUCAGCAGGCGCUCGACGAGGCCGAGAGAGUAUUGAACACGCGCAUAGCCGCGCCUUUACCUCGAGAUCUCGACAGUCUGGAAUAUCUUGUCUUGCAGCAUAAAGAUUAUGAGCAGAACCUGCAAUGUCUAGCUCCAGACGUGGAACAGAUACAGCAGACGUUCCGCGGAAUUACUUUGAAGACUCCAGCGAUGAGGAACAAGCUCGAUAACAUCACAACCAAAUGGAAGCACCUGUGGAACCUACAUAACUUGUACAUUGAACGUUUGAAAUGCAUCGAGAUUGUGCUGUCCAGCCUCGAGGAAAAUACGACAGCCAUCUCCGACUUUGAGAUCAAAUUAGCCUCUUUUGGCGAACUACCUUCGGACAUCAAGGGUCUUCAAUCCGUAUUGGAGGAUCUUAUGGUUCUGCAAAACGCUAUCGCACAUCAGCAGGUGUCGGUGGAUCAACUGAACGAAGAUGCGCAUAAUGCCAGGCGUCUCGUAGAAAAAUCGAGACCGAAUCACCGUGGUCCACAUGGUGACAUGGACAGAUUGGACGCUGAGGUUAACAAAUUGAACGCACGAUGGACAAACGUCUGCGGACAGUUGGUAGAUAGACUACGAAGUGCCGAAACUGCUUAUGGAUUGGCACAACAAUAUCAAAACUCGUAUCAGAACGAGGUGGACUUUGUCGAUGAGUCGUAUGGAAAGCUCGAGCUGGAGAAUACGAAGAAUCUGCUGAGCAAAGUAUUGGAUCGCGCGCCGGCAAUCGAGGCGGUGAACAUGACGGGUGGCAGACUGAUUCGUGAAGGAAAGAUCUACGGACAAAGGCUCCGAGCGUUCAAAGAACAAUUGGAAGAUAUCUGCCCGUCGUUGGACGCAUCGGUGAAGAGGCCGCGAAGAGAUUCCGUUAUUACGGUCGAUAAUGUUGCUCGCGAUCUAGAUACGCUGAACCGGAGAUAUACGACCCUCGUGAACCUGCUCGAGGAACGGAUUAGGCAAUUGGCACUGCUACAUCCUGAAGACAUUUCCUUACAGCGUGUUCUUCAAGAACAAAGGCCACUGCGAACGUUCCGCACAGAAUUCAACAUAUAUGAAAGCACUACUAGCGAGGAACGUUACACAUCCACGACCACACAUUACACUCAGUCGCAAUACACCUCUGAAAGGCAUGAGUCUACGGAGACGACUUUCUCGAGCGAGAUCUCGAAGCGAACCUACAACGCGGAGCAAGUGUAUCGACCAAAUGGCGAGACCACCAGCCCGGGAGCCACGGUUUCACCCAUUGGUGCCGAUGGAACUCUGCUCAAGCGCUCGCACGAGAGUGAGAUCAGCUCCAAUAGACGGCAACAUCAGCAGCAAGACUUCUCAUCCGUCGUAGACAGCGGCGGGUUUAGUAGCGAGCUUAGGGAUCCUAGAAGGGUACCGCGGGUCGACGAUGGGGGUGUUACCGGUGCGGAGAACGUGAUUGACGUUAGGGGUAUCGUAGAUCCGAGCAGCGGCGAGGUCCUGACGGUGGGCGAGGCGAUUCGGCUCAGGAUCCUCGACGUUAGAAACGGUAGGAUCGUGACGUCGAGCGAUGGCAGGACGAGCGUGUCGAUCGAGGAGGCCGCGCGCGACGGUAUCAUCGACAUCGCUCUGGCUAAUCGGCUGUUAGGUCCAUGCGGGGUGAAAUCCGAGGAGGGUCGUCGGGUGUCUCUGCUCGAGGCGAUCCAGCGGGAGCUCUGCGACGCUGAGCGAGCGGACAUCGCAGACCGAGUUAAGGUAACGACUGCACAAGACAAGGGCGCCGGGAGCGGCGCCAUCGCGGGGGUUAGCGUUGUCGAUGCGAUGAGGCAAGGCUUGUUGGAUCCGGCCACGGGCGAGGUCGUCGCCGAGAACGGUGAGCGGAUCUCGAUCGAGGAAGCAUACUCACGGGGCUAUCUUACGAAGGUGGACGUGACCGUUAGGGUGAGCCGCAAUGCCGUCGCGCUAUCGGACGCGAUAUCGCAGGGUCUGGUGGAUGACCGGUCCGGCCGCGUCGUCGAUAGAAUCACUGGCGAGUCCUAUCCCUUGGACGAGGCGAUCGACAAAGGUGUUAUCGAUUCGAAGAUAAGAGAGAUCGUGGACACACGGAACGACACUAAAGUGACGGUGGCUGAUGCUUUGAAACGCGGGAUAUUGAACGCGAAAAGCGGCAGGUACAUGCACGGUUUGUCGAUGGAGAAGUUGCCGUUUAAGGAAGCCCGUCGUCGUCAGUUGAUUGUUAAGCCGAUGACGCUCAAGGAUUGUUGCGAUUUAGAGAUCAUUGACGAUAGAGGCAGGAUCGUCAGUCCGGCUCAUCGUAGCAAAUUGAUGAUAUUGGAAGCUAUAUCUCGAGGUGUUUUAGAUUCGGAGAUUGUCAAAUCUAUAGUAGAUACUCGAACGGGUGAAAUGAUUACGCUCGCGGAUGCCUUAGCUACUGGUAUCAUCAAAGUCGAAGGUGUAUAUCGCGAUACGCUAAAGGCUGAGGAGAUGUCUAUCCCUCAAGCCGUUGAGAAAGGCCUGAUUACAUCGGUGACGCAGAAAACUAUCUUUGACAUCGACGGUUUUAAAGAUCCAGUUUCCGGCGAAUAUAUCAGUCUAAAUGCGGCCUUGCUGAAGGGUCUGAUUAGCUCAAAGUCCGGCGGUACCUUCACGAUCGAUCUGAAAACUGGGAAGACUGUUUCGUUGAGCGAGGCGGAAGAACAAGAAUAUAUUAGACCGGAAGUGAUAGAGAUGUUGAAUCGUGGCAUCGGCAUCAUCGAGAACGGACGCGAAGUGAGCGUUUUGGAAGCCGUAUUGCUCGGACUGCUUGAUCCAAAAUCCGGUCAAUUACUGGAUCCGCGUAGUAAGAGAAUAGUUCCAUUGGAAGAGGCAAUCAAACGUGGACUCAUCACUCCCGAUGGUGCUGCCUUACUCACCAGUAUGCUGAAUAUUGCGGUCACCACUCAAACUGUAACGAAAACCAUCAGAAAGUACGUAACGACGUUGCAAACCGGUGAAAUUAUUACUAGAGACUACAAGAUAAGUUAUGAAGAAGCAUUAAAUAGUGGAUUGAUUGACGAAAGUAGAAAUGAAUUUAAAGAUCCUGACUCGGGAGUGACGAUGUCUAUCGAAGAUGCUAUUGAACAGAGUCUGCUCGGUACUGAUGUUCGUCAGCAUGUUGUGCACUCGUCUCGAGAACACACUCCAGCACACACAACUUUCGAAAGCACUCUAACGGCAAGUAUCGAGGACAUAUCUAGAAGAAGCGAGUCACCACCUAGAGCAGUUGGAACGGUUACUACUAUCAUUACCAAAGAGAUAACUCCACAAGCGUCUUCCACACCGAGAAAGGAAUCUUCUUCUAUUACGAUGACGAUCGCAUCAUCGCCAGUAACUGAUUCUAUUUCUUCUGUGACAGAUUCACUCGUACCUAAGACUGGAGAAAUGACAAUAUCAUCCACGACAAUUAAUGAGGCAACCAAAUCUCAAACAUCCGAGAUAACAUUGGAAAGAACUUUCGUUGAAGAAACACAUGUAGAAAGUCAUACAGGUACUCUUAAAUUACCUGAUGAAUUAUCUGAUGAAAAACAAGAUAUGGAAACAAAAGUAAUGGCAUCAGCUACACCAAGUACAGCUACACCAAGUACAAGUCACAAAUCAGAAAUCAUGAAAUUUAUAGAGAACGAACGUGCUGUCACUGAUAAACGGGUGUUCGAAUUGCCUGCGGAUGGUUGGACACUCGCCGAGGCUAUCGACAGGAAACUAUUUGAUCCUGCGACAGGUCUCUUCAUAAUUCCAGGCACCGACAGAUUAGUUUCUUUUGAAGAAUGCAUUAAGCUGCAAAUCAUCAAUCCAAAUUCUGGUUUUGUUAUCGAUCCCAACAACGGGAGAAGAGUAUCUCUGGUGCGAAGCUUGGAAAAAAAUAUUUUAGACUCCACGGGUCACUAUAGUUAUCCGCAAAAAAUUUCUAUGAGAGAAGCGAUCGUGAAUGGACUGGUUAUAUUGGAAGAUGGUUCGAAUGCCGACAAGGAUAAUGCUAAUCAAAGACUUUUGCAGAUCACAAGAGUUUCGGGUCAACCUGACAUAGUAAAGUUGACGCAUAUUGGCGAUCCUUCUCAGCAAACGGAAAUAAAGGUCAGCGAUGACAUGUCCAUGCCAGAUCCAGUACAGGUAACUCAGGGAGUAAUUUAUGAUCCAGGAACAGCUUUAGUGAUCUCCACGAAAACCGGCAAAUCUGCGAAUCUCCUGGCCGCGGUCUCCGAAGGAACAAUACCAUCUACUGCUGUAAUUAUUAAGGAUCCAACGACCGGUAAAGAUAUUAGCAUGGCGGAGGCUGUCAAUCGUGGUAUCCUUGACAUGAACACAUCCGAAUAUAAAAUCGACGGUGGCAGGAAGAUAUCACUGCUUGAUGCGACAAAGUUCGGAGUGAUAUCCGUUCUUGGCGCUCCUCUUGCGGCCACCGCGGCUGCUAUAGAAGCCGUGCAGAGAACAAUGGUUAAAGAUCCAAUAACCGGUCAGAAAAUACCAAGAGAAGUUGCCAUCGAACGUGGUAUCAUUCCAAUGCACGAAAAUGCAACUUCGCCGAUUGUUGAAUCUGCAGGUGAUACAUUUGACGGUGAAAAUGAAAAGGUUGUCGCGCAAGUUAUAGUACACGGUGAAUCUGAAAAAGUUUACGUGCCGAAAGAAGAUACUAAAAGCGCAUUAUUUACUGAUUCGUCAACAUCUAUCAAUGACGUUCCAGAUGGCGAGAGUCUGGCCACGAAAACCAGAGCGCGAGUGACGGUCGAACCGAGAUAUCAGGUUACAAUUGGUAAAGCGAGAACUAUAUCGCAGAGUCCUGAGCGGGAAGCGAAGCCUAUCGUUCUUCAAAAGAUGCGAAAAAGAAUAGUCAAGGUCGAAGAGGCCUUGCAGAGCGGUCUCAUCGAUGUAGAAACAGCGAAUACCUUUGCGAAGAAAAUGUGCAACGAGAAAGGAGAACCGAUUACUCUCUCCGAAGCUAUCCGCGACAAUCGAAUAAAUGCUGAUCAAGGACAGAUUGUGGAUCCUCAAAGAGGCGACGUGCUCACUAUUAAACAAGCCGUCGAUCGCGGAAUCUUGGAUCCGGAGAACGCGCACAUAUUAGUGCCUUUGGCGAAGAGUCUGUCCGUGCACAGCUUGUACAGGCAAGGUUUGUUAGAUCCUUUAGAAGGUAAAAUCGUUCAUCCGGAAACUGGUGCGCAUCUUACUCUCAACGAAGCUAUAGUGUGUGAAAUAGUAGAUCCUUUAUCCAAUUUGAUGUUUACUAUUGACGGUCGCACAGAAACAUUGCAGUCUGCUAUCGCGAACGAUAUCAUUGACCCGGACAGAUUGUUGGUGAAGACACAAGGUGGCAGCGUAAAUCUAGUCAAGGCCAUAGAGAAUAAAGUAUUCGAAUUGAAAGAACCAAUUGAAUCUUCUGACAUACCGCCAGCCGGAAUGACAUUCCCUGUCGCGUUAAAACGUGGAUUGAUAGAUACGAGUAGAAAGGAAGUUCGUCAUCCGAUUACUGGGGAGCAUCUACCAUUGGAAGAUGCUAUAAAAGAAGAUUUUAUCAUGGCAUUACCUUAUCCAAUGGCUCCUGACAGCAUAGAAAUCACGAAAGCUCUGGAAUCGGGAUUGAUCGAUAGAGAUAAUGAUAUAUUUUUCCAUCCUACUACGGGAACUCCAAUUUCCAUUGCCGAAGCUGUUGAGUCUGGUUUACUUAUCAUCAAACCACCGGUCCGCGGCGAGAACACGAUCGCUGCUAUCACCGAGACAAUUACGUCGUAUCACACUAUCACGACCAAGACUGUUGAACUUUUGCCAGGUUACGCGCUGAAGAGCGCAAUGGAGGUGCAAGAUAUCAAUACCGGUAAUAUUAUUGCCGUCGAAGAAGCUCGACGACGAGGUAUCAUUAAAGACGAAUCGGAAAGCAAGGAAGAAUUUACGACGAAAGACAUCAAAAUGUCUUUCGAUCACGCGGUAGAGAAAGGUCUCGUGGAUAUGGAGAAAGGUAUUUAUACUGAUCCGUGUACUGGCAUCACAAUGCCUAUCGCCAAGGCUGUCGAAGAAGGAAUUCUCGAUACUUCAUCUAGCAAGAGUGAAUCUGUAUCACCUAGAAAAUCCAAUAAUAGUUUGACCGUGUUAGAGGCAGUCGAGCAGAUUUACGAUGAAGCAACAGGAACGUUUAAAGAUCCUGAGACGAAUGAAUCGUACAACUUGAAGGAAGCAAUGGAAGUGGGCCUAAUCGAAUCUGAUUCCGUGCUUUAUAAUGUAAAAACCAAAGAAACUAUUACUACCAAGGAAGCAAUUGAAAAAGGCCUACUCGAUCCCACUACUGGAAAAAUGAAGACCGUACGAGAUCAGAAGAAUCGUCCAAUUAGCAUAACAGAAGCUACAAAAAUGGGUCUUUUGGCAGUCAUCGCCGCACCGGUUCUGGCUGGAAAAGCAGUAGUUGACGCAAUUUCAAGUCACAAAUCUAAGGAAACAAAGCCGGAUGUACUCGUGACGGCGAAACCAUCCAUCGUACAUACAGCAAAGGAGGAGACACCUGCAGAAACUUCAACACAAGUUACUUCAACACAAGUUACUUCAACACAAGUUACUUCAACACAAGUUACUUCAACACAAAUUCAAGUUAGCCAGAGGCCUUCUCAUUCCGAUUCACAUGAAGUAUCCAAAGAAGCGCCUAUCUCACAAGAGAGUAAAAAUUCAAACGAGGCGAUGACAGAAGAAUAUUCAUCUAUACAGAAAACAGAAUCUUUAUACACGGAAGAGAUGGACAUUGUGGAUAUGGAAAUGGAGGACGAUAAUAAAUUAACGACAAUCACGGAUGAAGAAAUGCCUAAACAAGUUUCGAUAAUUAUUACGAAAGAAUUGACGCCUCAGGCUCUCGCGAAAUUUGGAGUAUUUGAUCCAGUUAGAGAAAAGUUUUUAGAUCCAGAGACAGGCACUAUCAUUUCCUUCAACGAUUUAGUCUUGAAUCUGAAAGUUUUCGAUCCUGAUCGGGUGCUUGUUAAGGAUCUAUCUUCUAAGACGGAUUUGUAUGUGAAAUUGCGUGAGGCGAUCAGCAGGCCUCUUAUAGAUCGAAAUAUUGCUUACAUGGUUGAUCCAAAAACUGGUAAGAAGAUACCGUUCUUCGAGGCAGUACGUUUAGGAUGGAUUAAAGAGGAACUAGAAGACGAAUCAGAAAAAGAACAACUCACAGAAGCGCAACCUCUGAGUUUGCAGGAAGCUAUCGAUAUCGGUAUAUGUAAUCCUAUCACAGGAACCAUCCAAAAUCCUGAGUCAGGACAAGCAUUAUCAAUGAGUGAGGCUAUCGACAUGGGACUCAUCGAUCCUGAGUUACUUAGCGUAAGAAAUCCGAUCACUGAAGAGCUCAUGCCGCUGUCCGAGGCGCUGGAAACCGAAGCUCUCAAUCUGCGUAAAGACAUUAUCAAUAUGGAAACUAAUACAGAAGUCGAUGUCGUCACGUCCGCGUUUUUGCAAGGACUGAUUGUGCCUACUUCUCGCAAACCGAUUUCGCUGGAAGCCGUCAUCAGGAAAGAUCUCUAUGAUACCGAGACGGGUAAGAUACAAGAUCCAUUUACCAAACAACCGAUCGACAUCGAGGAGGGUGUCCGUAGAGGUAUUGUCGAUGCGUUUAUCACCGAGGUCGAGGAUACCAAGGCCGGUUCAUCCGUUUCAUUGGACGACGCGCUGACGAUGAACUUGAUUCUCAACACAGGUCGUUUAUGCGAUACAAGAGCAGGAGAACUUCUACCAUUGGACGUAGCGCUUAACAAAAAUUUAAUUAUUACAACACCAUUUGUGCUUUCAUUGAUCGAUGCGAUUGUUCAGGAGUAUUAUUCGCCAAAGACUGGCCUCGUUUUGAAUCCCAUGACAGGGGAAAAUUUAACACUGAAUGAAGCAUUGGCUAUCGGUUACGUAAACGGUUCUACGACAAUGAUAAAAGACGAUAGAAAAGACAAAGUUAUUUCUCUUCGCGAUGCAGAAGAAUGUAAGCUAAUAGAUUUAGUAAAAGGAACACUGAUUUAUCCACAUUCCAUGACAUUAGACAUUGCUUUUGAAAAAGGAUACAUCUUGAGUACUGUAAAGCCAUGGACAUUGCAAGAGGCUUUAGCUCUUCAAGUUUACGAUCCGAAAACCGGUAGUUUUAACAUUGACGGUAAUAAUUAUACCUUAGAAGAAAUGAUUGAGAGGAAUUUUAUUAGCAAGGACGGUCCGUCGAUUAAAGAUCCAAGAAAUAAUGAUAUUAUAUCUCUAGGUGACGCUAUUAAACACGGCUUCGUCAAUGCAAAGACUGGUACAGCUAUUGAUCCAUGUACCAGUGUGCCUCUUUCGUUGACUGAUGCAUUAGAUCGUGGCUUCGUCGUUCCUGCGAAACGCAAAAUAUCCUUACCUGAUGCAGUAUUCAAAGGUUUAUAUGAUCCAAAGACUGGACAAUUCACAGUGCCUGAUACACAAGAGAAGCUUCCUACUGAUCGUGCGAUUAAAAUGGGCGUGAUAGACACGACGACUGCAAUCGUACGAGAUCCCAAUGGUGAUGUAAUAACAUUCAACAAGGCUAUCAAGACUUCGAUUGUCGAUCCCAAGUCUGGAACAGUCAGUCAUGCUAGAGGACCUCCCGUAGAUUUUCAGGAAGCGUUGGAACGCGGUCUGCUUCUUGAAACAAGAAGACCGAUGAGCUUUAGCGAAGCUAUUUCGAAAGGUAUUCUCGAUGAGAAAACUAAUAAAUUCUUAGAUCCGCAGACGGGAAUUUAUUUGACAAUAUUGGAAGCUAUUCAAAAGAAUUUGAUAGAUGCUGAUUCAGUUACCGUCAAAGAUACAAGGUCUAGCAUCUGGAAAACUAUGACAUUGAUGGAAGCUAUAGAUUUGGGUUACGUGAAUGGCACUACUGGUUAUCUCAAGGAUCCUAGCAAAAGCAACAGAAACGUAUCUCUAAGGGACGCCUUUGAAUCUGGCCUCAUCGUGGACAGCAGAGCCGCCGUGUCCUUACAACGUAUCAUUCAUCAAGGAUUAUACGACGAUAACACAGGCAAAAUCACCGAUUCUAGUACAGGAAGAACCGUAACGUUACACGAAGCAAUGAGGAAAUGCAUUAUCAGCCCUACGUUACCGUGUUACUGGGACAAACGUGGCGAGCGAUUGUUAUCGUUGGCAGAGACGUGUCGCGCUGGUGUGAUCGAUAGACGUACCGGUAUGUUCAAGGAAUUAGGCGCCAGUGGUUCGGUUUCGUUGUCAGUCGCGUUACAACUUGGCCUGAUCGUCGACAUUGAAAGUAUGGGAUUCAGUCUUUAUGAGACCUUAUUGAUGAACAUGUAUGAUAUCUCAUCGGGCAAAUUUGUACAUCCGACCAACAAUCGCAAGCUGACGCUGGCCGAGUCAUGUCAAGUGGAUCUGAUAAAUCCGUUGACGUCAAUUGUCAAAUGUAGCAAGUCUAACAGAUACAUUCCCUUGGCUGAGGCGAUCUCCGCUGGCAUCAUCGAUGAUAUUCGCGGCAUGUAUGUCAUUCGUGAGCUAGACAAAACAAUUAAUCUGCAGGAAGCGAGGAAGAAGGGCUUCAUUGUCACGUCGAAGAUGCCUCUAUCGAUCGAGGAGGCAGUCAAAUGUCAUCUUUAUCGCGGGGACAGUGGCAAGUUCGCUGAUCCUGUCGCCAAUGAAUAUCAUGAUCUGCUUCAAGCAAUCAAUUGUGGCCUCGUAGAUCCAGAUACUACCGCUUUGAAGGAUGCGACAACUGGACAGAUCAAAUCAUUGUUGUCAGGAAUCGAGGAUGGAACGGUCGAUGUGUCUCGAGGCAGAAUAUUGGAUCCCAAGACGACGCGCGCUUUUAAUAUCGAUGUUGCUUUAGAAAGAGGUUUGUUGGUCACGAUCGAUAAAUCUCUGGCACAGCAGAUGGCUCAUCGAUCACCUUUAGAAGUUUCCAAAGUCGGACCUGGCGAUAGAAGCGUCAAAGAGUGCACUCUAGAAGAAGCUAUCAAUUUCGAAUUGAUCGAUCCGAAUACGUCAGUUGUGAAAGAUCCCAGGACCGGUCGGUUCAUAACGACGACGAGAGCGAUAGCGGACGGUAUCGUGGAUUCAUCCGUCAAAGGCACGAUCGAACUGAACGGCGGAGGCAAAAGAGAACCGCGUUUCGUGCGUUUCGGCGAUGUCACUAUAUUCGUUAGGGAACCUCUCGCUUUCGAGGAGGCGAUCGAAAAGGAGUAUCUGUCGCUGGAAUCGGGCAAACUCACGGAUCCGAUCUCGAACGAGCAGUUGACUCUCAAGGAGGCGGUCGGCCUCGGUAUCGUAGACUCAGAUUCGGCACUAAUCAAAGACUCGCAGAAAAAGAAGCUAGUAAAAUUGCCGGAAGCCUUCCGCAAGGGCAUGAUGGACGCGGAGAAGGGUAACGUUCUAGAUACGGCCACGUCCAAAUUGUACAGUUUGUCCAAGGCCCUGGAAACCGGUCUGUUGAUCACUCCGAGAAACGGCGUCUCGUUUAUCGAAGCGCUGCAGUUUGGUCUUUACAAUCCGACGACAGGCGGUUUUCACGAUCCAUUUGUUGUCACCUCAGUGUUAGAUCGCAAACGUCUCACGUUGGCAGACGCGAUCGAAUCGGGUUUGAUCGAUCCGUCUACUACUGUGAUUAAAGAUCCGUUGACGGGUAAUAUCGAGAGUUUGUUAGAAGUGAUAAAUAGUGGGAAAGUAGAUUCCGUGGAGGGCAGGUUAAUCGAGGACACGGACGGCAAGAGUAUCGACUUCGUGAAGGCCUUGGAGCGGGGUUAUAUACUCGCCGCUGAAGCCAGGCAAGCGGUGGAGGAAAAAUAUAAGCUCUGCGACGAAAGCUUGUCUAAGCUUUUACAAUGGAUUUCCGAAGUUGAGGACAAGUUGGCGAAUCAAGAUACCGUGAAAGAGGAUGUGGAAGAGUUGAGAAAGCAGAUAAUUACCAUGAAAGAUAUUAAGGAGGAUCUUGAGUCGCACAAUCGGCCCGUAUCAUCCUGUCUGGAUCAGAUUCGACAAGUCGUCUUGACCGGCAGCAACGUCUUGUCCAGCGAUGAAGUGUCCACGUUGGAGAAGAACGGUCGGUCCCUCAAAACCCGAUUCGACAAAGCGUUAGAUCGCACUGAUAAAUUAGUGAAACGUCUCACUGGUGCCAGAGAUGAAUUGACAAAGUUCAAGAAUGAGUUGACGACAUUUUCAAUUUGGUUGGAUAAGACCAGAUGUAUUCUCGAGGAUAAAGAACGUUCCCUGUCCGAUUUGAAUAAGCUGAGCAGUAGUACGGAUACGACUCGCGAUUUCAUCAGCGAUGUCAUUGCUCAUCAAGCAGACCUGAGAUUCAUCACGAUGGCAGCGCAAAAAUUCGUCGACGAGAGUAAAGAAUAUCUUCAAGUUCUCAACGAUUUCAGAACUAGCUUGCCGCAAAGAUUGCCACACAAGGAACUCACAGCUAGCCAAGACUCGCCAGUACGAGCUGAAGUAUCCAGCGCGACAGCUCAAUACAAAGAUUUAUUGUCCCGGGCAAAUCUUUUGUCAGAUAGAUUAUCAGGCGUCGGUGGCAAACAGAGAGAUUAUCACGAUUCUCUGGAUAAAGCUAGAACGUGGUUGCGGGAGGUCGAACCGAAAGUGCACAGAGUUAUCUCUGAGCCUAUCGCCGCCGAACCAAAACAAGUAGAAGAUCAACUGAGCAAAGCCAAGGCAUUGAACAACGAAUUUCUCGCUAAUGAACGUUUGGUCGAUAAUGCUAAACAUAGCGUUGAGGCUCUACUGAAUUCCCUGGAAGGCCAACUGACGAUGAAGGAGGCUAACGACCUCGAAGAACCGGUGAGAGCGUUAGAGGAUAAGUAUAAACAACUUAGUAACGCCCUGGCUGAGAAAUGUCAGGAGCUCGACACGGCGCUAGUGAGAAGCCAAGGAGUGCAAGAUGCAUUGGACAGUCUGGUUGCGUGGCUGAACAAUAUUGAAAGUCAAUUUAAGUCGCUUCAACGCCCGGCAAGUUUGCAGAAGGAACGCUUGGAAGAGCAGCAAAGAGAGCAGCGAUUGCUUCAGGCGGAUCUAGAUAGUCACCGUUUGAGCGUGGAAACUAUCACAAGAAACGCUCAGGAUCUUCUUUUAAAUUCCAGCAACGUUCGGAUUGCUAAACGUAUCGAGAGUAAAUUAAAAGAUGUACAAAGCAGAUUUGAGAAACUGAUGGACAAAUCCUUGAGGCGCGGUGAAUUUUUAGAUGAAAUUGCGCAAGCCCUGAACGAAUUCCUCGCGGACGUAUCCAAAUUCGAGAGUUGGUACGCGCAUAUGAUGGAAGUUCUCGACUCGAGAGAUCUGGGCAAGCUUGAUAUGUCGGAAUAUGAGGCCAAGAUGGCCCGAUUGAUAGACAUGCGGGAAGAUCAGCGCGGAAACUUCGAAGAUCUCAUACGAAACGGAAAGAAUUUAAUCUCCAAGAAGGAUAUAACCGAAGCAGGCGCGAUUAGAGAUAAAAUCAAGGCGCUCGAGUCUCAAUGGAAGGAAUUGAAUAAUCUCCUCGACGAGAAACAACGAUUGUGCAAAUCACGGGCGGAGCAACAUACGGCAUAUGAGAAACUGCGGGAUCAAGUACUCGAAUGGCUUACCCGCACGGAGAAUAAAGUGCAAGGACUCGAACCGAUUGCCGUUGAUUUAGACAAACUAAAGAUGCAACAGGAGGAGUUAAAACCCAUACAAAAAGAAUAUCGCGACUACGGCAAUACUGUCGAUAAAAUCAACGAUCUAGGUAUCGCGUAUGAUAGCUUGAUGAAGGAACGCGGCGAAAGUCCGACUCGUCGACGUGGCAGUACUAGCCCGACAAAAAGGCCAGUACUGCGAAUGUCGCAAGACGGUCGCUCGCCGUCACCCACUAAAUCCUACGCGGUUCAAAGUCCGGUCUCUCCAGGUGGUAGCAGCGGAUUCAGCAGUCGUCGUUCGAGUCAAGAUGGAUUCCAUUUGGAAGAAUUAUCGCCGGUUCAACAGCAGCUUUCGGAAAUUAAUCACAGAUAUGGAUUACUUGGCGUCAGACUGUCGGAUCGCCAAACAGAAUUGGAUAAUAUUAAAGAAGAAGUGAAAAAGCAUUUGGAUCAUCUGAAAGUACUCUCUCAAUUCUUGGACAAGAUUCAACGACAGUUGCCUAAAGAAAGUAUGCCUGUCACUAAAGAUGAUGCGGACAAAACAAUCAAGCAGGUAAAGAUUCUCGUCGAAGAGAUGUAUGAAAAACAGUCUCUACUAGACAGCACUCGAACGCAAGUGCGUGAUUUAGUCAGACGUAAAAAAGGAGCAGACGGUGUGGAUAGAUUGAACGACGAGAUGGAAGACGUUGUUAGUCGAUGGAAAUCCAUCUCGGACAAAUGCAAGGACAGAAUUAAAUUCUUGGAAGACAUCAAAGACUUUUACGACACGUAUGAGAGUCUUGAUUCUUGGCUCGGCGCUAAAGAACGAAUGCUGAGCGCUUUGGGACCCAUUUCAGCCGAUCCUCGUAUGGCUGCGAGCCAAAUGCAGCAAGUGCAAGUCUUGCGAGAAGAAUUUAGAACUCAACAGCCGCAAUCGGAUCACCUGGCACAAAUCGGAGAAAGCAUUCUCAUCGCGAUAUCUAUAGAUUCUCCGGACGGACAAAAGAUAAACGCGAGAUUGCAGAGCAUUCGGCAGAGAUGGGCGGAUCAAAUGAGAAGAUUGGACGAAAGAGCUCAGAGUUUAGGAGAUGCCGCUGAUACCAGUCGCGAGUUCGACGCCAGUCUUAACCGAUUACGGAAUGCCCUGCAAGGAAUUUCAGAUAACUUGGACGAAUUGAGUCUCGAAAAAGACCCUGAAGAACAACUUCGUAAAAUCGAAAAUCUAGAGAGGCAAUUGGAAGGUCAGAGACCGUUAUUAGCGGACGUGGAGAUGGCCGGUGCUCAAUUGUGCGAAGUUUUAAGUGAUCCAGCAUCGAAAUCCGAGAUCCAAGGAAAGCUUGCCACCGUUGGCAAGAUGUACAACAACUUACAGAAGAAGUUAGAUCAUAGGAAAGCUGAAAUUGAAGGUAAUCUUCGAGAUGGAAGACAAUUUGAGGCAUCUUGUAGCAGAACUCUCGGAUGGCUUGCGGACGAACUCGGUAGCAUGUCUGAAAAAUUAUUGGUAUCUGCCGACAGAGAGGUUUUGCAGCAACAACUUGAUCAUCACGAACCUGUGUAUCGAAAUGUAAUGGGCAAAGAACAUGAAGUCAUAAUGUUGUUGAACAAAGGACGCGAUAUACUUGCAAGAUCUCAGAAAACUGAAAACCGCUCUCUCCAGCGCGACUUGGAUAAAAUGCAAUCGCAGUGGGAUCGUUUGAAGAAAGAUACCGUCGAAAGACACACUAGAUUGCAAACUUGCGCUGAGCAUUGCAAGAAAUAUUACAAAGCCCAAGACGUAUUUCUUCCGUGGCUUCGACAAGCUGAAGACAAAUUGGAUAGUUUAAUUCCCACUUCCUUCAGACGUAAGGACAUUGAAAAGCAGUUAAAGGAAUUAUCAUCGUUCAGAAAUGAAGUAUGGAAACACUCUGGAGAAUUCGAGAAUAACAAGAUGCUUGGCGAGACAUUCGUCAGUGCUUGCGAUAUUGAUAAACAAAAUGUGAAGAAUGAGCUUGGUGCUAUGAAAACCAGAUGGGAUAAAUUAAAUAAUGAUUUGCUAUCUAGGACACAAUCGUUGGAAGAUACUGCACGACACUUAAUGGACUUUAAUGAGAACUUGCGUGAUUUGCAGCAUAGUUUACAACGUUGUGAAGAUAAAUUAGCUUCGCAUGAUGCUCUUGGUGGAGCGGCUAAAGAUCCGAAACUUCUUGAUAGAAUAAAGAAUUUACGAGAAGAGACAACAAACUUGAAGAAACCUUUACAAUGCGUUAGACAACAGGCUAAUGAUCUUGUGAAUAAAGCCGGUGAACAAGGCGUCGAUGCAACACAUUUACAAGAUGAAAUCGAUAAUGUUACCGAUCGUAUCAAUGACUUACAAGCAAAACUGGACGAUAGAUGUAACGAGCUGCAAAGCGCAGCGACAGCGGUUGCGCAAUUUAAUGAUCAAGCUAAAUCUAUCAGUCAACAUCUGUCCGCUCUCGAAAAAGAUUUAGAUUCCAUGAAGGCACCUGGUAGGGAAAUUAAAAUUGUACGAGGCCAAUUGGAAGAUACUGCCAAAGUCAUCAGCAAAAUUAAUAAACUGUACGAGGAAAUCGGCGAUCUGCAGAAUCGUGGUGAACGAUUGGUUGAUCACGGUUUUGCUGCCGAUGCUGUAGCAACUAGAGAUCAAGUUGACGGAUUUAAACGACAAAUUGGCAAACUGGAUGAGCGUGCGCGUGCCAGAGAAGAUGAGCUCACUUCCACUUUGAAUAAAUUACAAGAAUUCUAUCAGUUGCAUGCAAACGUUAUAGAAGGUAUUAGUGACGCGAACGAACAAGUCAGAAAGUUCAAACCUGUUGGAUCUGAAGUGGAUUCGAUUAAGGCUCAACAAGAAGACUUCCGUGCUCUUAAAGUCAAGAAGAUUGAACCAUUAGCGCAUGCUGUUGAAGAAUGUAAUGCGCUCGGUCAAGGUUUAAUACAAACUGCAGGACGAGAUGUCAAUACCAGCAAUAUCGAGAAGGAUGUUGAUAAGAUGAAUGAAAGAUGGAAUGAUCUGAAAGACAGGCUGAAUGAGCGGGACCGCAAAUUGGAUGUUGGAUUAUUACAAUCGGGCAAAUUCCAAGAAGCUUUGGAUGGCCUAGAAAAAUGGUUAACCGAUACGGAAGAGAUGGUUUCAAAUCAGAAACCACCAUCCUCAGAUUACAAAGUUGUGAAAGCGCAGUUGCAAGAACAGAAGUUCUUACGAAAGAUGUUGCUAGAUCGUCAAAAUUCUAUGUCUUCUCUCUACAACAUGGGACGGGAGGUGGCCGCCGAUGCUGAUUCAAAGGAGCGCAAAGCUAUCGAAAAACAAUUGAACAAUCUUAUAGGCAGAUUCGAUAAUCUGACGGAAAGCGCCGCGGAAAGAAUGGACGCUCUCGAGCAAGCUAUGGUGGUAGCGAAAAAAUUCCAAGAUAAAUUGGUACCGCUUGCCAUUUGGUUGGACAAGACGGAAAAGAAAGUGAAGGAUAUGGAAUUAGUUCCUACCGACGAGGAGAAAAUACAGCAACGUAUCAGCGAACACGAUAUCCUGCAUGAAGACAUUAUAUCCAAGACACCUGAUUUCAGCGAACUUACGGAGAUAGCCAGUCAAUUAAUGUCUCUCGUAGGCGAGGACGAAGCUACUACAUUGGCUGAUAAACUUCAAGAUGCGGCAGAUAGAUAUGCCGCUUUGGUCGAGAGAUCCGAGGCUCUCGGCAGUUUGCUACAACGCUCGAGACAAGGAUUGCGUCAUCUGGUUCUCACGUACCAAGAUCUACAAGCGUGGAUGGAAAGUAUGGAGAUCCGAUUGUCAAAAUAUCGCAUUUUGGCUGUACACACGGAGAAACUUUUGCAACAAAUGGAAGAUCUCGCAGAUCUCACAGAAGAAGUCUCGACGCGACAAACAGAGGUUGACAGCACCGUGGAUUCCGGUCUAGAGUUGAUGAAACAUAUCUCGAGCGACGAGGCGCUUCAAUUGAAGGAUAAAUUGGACUCCUUGCAACGACGAUUUAACGAUCUCGUCACACGCGGCUCGGAUCUUUUGAAACACGCUCAAGAGUCCUUACCGCUGGUGCAACAAUUCCAUGACAAUCACAAUCGAUUGAUGGAUUGGAUGCAGGGCGCGGAAUCCGCUCUACAGUCGGCUGAACCUCGCGAAGAGGAGAUUAUUCGACUUGAGAUGGAAAUAUCGGAGUACAGGCCUGUUUUGGACAAGAUCAAUGCGGUGGGUCCACAAUUAUGUCAAAUGUCACCAGGAGAGGGUGCCGCGACUAUUGAAGGUCUUGUAACUAGAGACAACAGACGAUUCGACGCAAUUGCUGAGCAGAUUCAGAGGAAAGCAGAGAGAAUUCAGUUGAGCAAGCAGCGGUCCUUGGAGGUAAUUGGCGACAUUGAUGAUCUACUUGAUUGGUUUAGAGAAGUAGAUAACCAACUCCGAGAGGCCGAGCCGCCUAGUAGCGAACCUGAGAUUAUUAGAGUACAACUAAAAGAACACAAAGCACUCAAUGAUGAUAUAUCCAGUCAAAAAGGCAGAGUGCGAGAUGUCAUAUCGAUGGCGAAGAAGGUAAUACGUGAGAAUGCUCAACACGAAGAUACAUCUACAAUCAGAGAUAAGAUGGAGGAUUUACGAGAAACAAUGGAGAUUGUAUCGAGUCUAUCAACAGACAGAUUGGGAGCUUUGGAACAAGCUUUACCGUUAGCCGAGCAUCUUCGCGAUACUCACGCUGGUCUAGUCAGUUGGCUCGAAGAGGCUGAACAACAAGUCGCCAUGCUACCCAUGCCCGCUUUGCGGCCUGAUUUAAUAGCGGCGCAGCAGGACAAGAACGAGCUUCUCUUGCAGAGCAUCAACGAGCAUAAACCUUUGGUGGAGAAACUUAACAAGACUGGCGAAGCUCUUAUUAAAUUGUGCAAUGAAGAAGAAGGUAUGAAGGUACAAGACAUUCUGGAAAACGACAAUGCUCGCUAUGCGGCAUUGAGAGCCGAGCUAAGAGGCCGACAACAGGCGUUAGAACAGGCACUGCAAGAAUCCUCGCAGUUUUCCGAUAAACUGGAGGGUAUGCUGCGCGCGCUGUCUUCCACCGCCGAUCAAGUGAACGGCGCUGAACCUGUUAGCGCUCAUCCAGCUCGUUUGCGCGAUCAGAUGGAAGAAAAUGCGGCUCUAGCAGAUGAUCUCGCUCAGCGUUCCGAAGCUUAUGCAGCCGUUAAGAAAGCGGCGGACGAUGUGAUUAGCAAGGCUGGCAAUAGGGCCGAUCCAGCAGUAAAGGACAUCAAACGUAAAUUGGACAAACUCAACAAAUUAUGGGCCGAUGUGCAGAAAGCUACGACCGAUCGCGGUCACACUUUGGACGAUACUCUGGCCAUCGCCGAAAAGUUUUGGGCCGAGCUGAAUGGAGUUAUGGCCACUUUGAGAGAACUGCAAGAUGCACUCGCUGGACAGGCACCACCGGCAGCUCAGCCAGCCGCCAUCGAACAGCAGCAAGUAGCGUUGCAGGAAAUUAGACAAGAAAUCGAUCAGACCAAGCCGGAUGUUGAGCAGGUCAGAGCAUCGGGACACGAAUUGAUGGGCUUAUGUGGCGAGCCGGAUAAACCUGAAGUACGAAAGCACAUCGAAGAUUUAGAUCAAGCUUGGGACAAUGUCACCGCUCUAUAUGCCAGACGUGAAGAGAAUCUGAUUGAUGCCAUGGAGAAGGCAAUGGAGUUCCAUGAAACGUUGCAGAAUCUAUUAGAGUUCUUGAAAGAGGCCGAGGUCAGAUUCGAUCAUAUGGGCCCGCUCGGUAGUGACAUCGACGAGGUGAAGAAGCAAAUUAAGCAGCUAGCCAACUUCAAGGCUGAGGUGGAUCCGCACAUGGUGAAGGUCGAGGCGUUGAACAGGAGUCUGACAAGGCAAGCGGCCGAAUUAACGGAAAGAACCUCUUCUGAACAAGCAGCAGCCAUCAAGGAACCGCUCGGUGACGUGAACAAGCGAUGGGAUGGAUUAUUGAGAGGUUUGGUGGAGAGGCAACGAUUACUCGAGAAUGCAUUAUUGCGACUUGGUCAAUUCCAGCACGCUUUGGACGAGUUGUUGGUAUGGAUCGAAAAAACUGAUUCGACUUUGGAUAAUCUCAGACCAGUAGCGGGUGACCCGCAAGUGAUCGAGGUCGAAUUGGCUAAACUGAAAGUCCUAGUGAAUGACAUACAGGCUCAUCAGACCAGCGUUGACACCCUGAACGAUGCUGGACGUCAAUUGAUCGAAGAUGGUAAAGGUACCGCGGAAGCGUCCACUACAGCUGAUAAGUUAGGCACCCUGAAUCGCCGUUGGCGAGAUUUAUUGCAACGCGCCGCUGAUCGCCAACGAGAAUUGGAAGAUGCCUUACGAGAGGCGCAAUCCUUUACCGCCGAGAUACAGGACUUGCUAUCUUGGCUGGGCGAUGUUGAUAGCAUGAUAGUAGCUUCCAAGCCCGUUGGCGGAUUGCCCGAGACGGCAUCCGAACAAUUGGAGCGUUUCAUGGAAGUGUACAACGAGCUGGAGCAGAACCGACCGAAAGUGGAGACGGUAUUGCAACAAGGACAGGAGUAUCUAAAGAAAGCGGAUACGACCAGCGCCGGUGGACUGAAUCACAAUCUGCGAACAUUGAAACAGAAAUGGGACAACGUGCUUGCGCGCGCCAGCGAUAAAAAAAUAAAACUGGAAAUCGCCCUGAAGGAAGCCACUGAAUUCCAUGACGCGUUACAAGCCUUCGUCGAUUGGUUGACCAACGCCGAGAAGAUUCUAACGAAUCUCAAACCCGUCUCAAGGGUCAUGGAAACGAUACUUCAACAAAUUGAAGAACACAAAGCGUUUCAGAAGGAUGUAGGCGUUCAUCGCGAGACUAUGUUAAAUCUCGACAAAAAGGGCACUCAUCUCAAAUACUUUUCUCAAAAACAGGACGUAAUUCUUAUAAGAAACUUGCUCGUCAGCGUGCAACACAGAUGGGAGCGUGUGGUCUCCAAGUCGGCCGAGAGAACGAGGGCCUUGGAUCACGGUUACAAAGAAGCUAGAGAAUUCCACGAUAGUUGGUCGAACUUAAUGUAUUGGUUGGAUGAAACCGAGAAGACAUUGGACGAAGUCGCUGCUGACGGACUUGGUGGCAACGAUCCGGAUAAGAUUAAAUCUCGCCUCAACAAACACCGUGAGAUACAAAAGGCUCUGAGUGCCAAGCAAAGCACGUAUGAUACCACUAUGAAGAAUGGCAAAACAUUAAAGGACAAAGCACCGAAGACCGAUGAGCCUGCUUUGAGAGAACUCUUGAACGAAUUGAAGAACAAAUGGACCACAGUCUGCGGUAAAUGUGUGGAUCGACAGAGGAAAUUGGAAGAGGCCCUGCUAUUCUCCGGACAAUUCAAGGACGCGAUUCAAGCAUUGCUGGAAUGGCUGAGCAAGACCGAGAAAUACUUGGCCAGCACCGGACCAUUGCACGGCGAUUUGGAUACAGUGACCAAUCUAAUGGAGCAGCAUAAGACCUUCGAGAGGGAUCUAGAAUCUCGUGCAUCGCAAAUGGAAUCUGUUAUCAAGACUGGUCGCGAAUUAGAAUCUAAGGCUUCGAUUGAGGACGCAUCGAUGAUCCGCUCGCAGUUGUCCGAAUUAAACAGCCUCUGGGAUAGAGUGACCAGUCUCUCGUCCAAGAAGUCUUUGCAGCUAGAAGAAGCCCUCAGGGAGGCUGAACGACUUCACAAAGCUGUGCACGUGUUGUUGGAAUGGUUGAGCGAUGCGGAGAUGAAGUUGCGAUUCGCCGGACCGCUACCAGAGGAUGAGCAAGAGAGUAGAAACCAGCUAAUGGAACACCAGAGAUUCCUCCGCGAGUUACAAUCUAAAGAAAUUGAAAAGGAUCACACAUUAGAGCUGGCGCAUGUUAUUCUUGGAAAGGCGCAUCCUGAUGGUGCCGCUGUGAUCAAACAUUGGAUCACGAUUAUUCAAUCUAGGUGGGAAGAAGUGGCGACCUGGGCCUACCAAAGGAAUCAAAGACUGGAGAACCACAUGCAAGGACUGCAAGAUCUUGAUAAUCUUCUUGAGGAACUAUUGGCCUGGCUCGAAGGUUUGGAGAACACUUUGAAUGCCUUGGAGGCGGAACCGUUGCCCGACGACAGAGCUACACUUGAAAUGCUUAUCGCAGAUCACAGAGAAUUUAUGGAGAAUACCAGUCGAAGGCAAAACGAGGUUGAUCGCGUGUGCAAGGCCCGACAAAUUAAGCCGAUUAAGGAUGCGAGGAAAAUAUCGAAAGUUAGAUCGCCUGCACCCACUAAGGAUCUCUAUCAGGAUAGCGAGCAUGAGCAACCUCAACCACGUAAACAAAGCCGAGGCAGCCCAGGUCGUGACAGAACACCAGAUCUUUCAUUGCCACACAUCGGUCCACGCUUCCCGCCCAAAGGAAGCAAAGGAGCAGAACCGGAAUUCCGUAGUCCGCGAGUUAAACUGCUCUGGGAUAAGUGGCGUCACGUUUGGAUGCUGGCGUGGGAACGACAACGUCGUCUGCAGGACAAGUAUAACUAUAUUCAGGAGCUAGAUCGCGUUGCUAACUUUAGCUGGGAAGAUUGGCGCAAACGAUUCCUGAAAUUCAUGAAUCACAAGAAAUCCAGACUGACCGAUUUAUUCAGGAAGAUGGACAAAAACAACGAUGGACUUAUUCCGAGAGAGGACUUUAUUCAAGGAAUCAUGAACACGAAAUUCGAGACUUCUCGUCUGGAGAUGGGUGCUGUUGCUGAUCUCUUCGAUCGUCAUGGCGAAGGCUUGAUAGAUUGGAAAGAGUUCAUCGCCGCUCUGCGACCUGAUUGGGAGGAACGACGAACCUACAACGAUACUGAUAAGAUACACGACGAAGUUAAACGACUAGUUAUGCUCUGCACGUGUCGCCAGAAGUUCCGCGUUUUCCAAGUUGGCGAAGGAAAAUACAGGUUUGGUGACAGCCAGAAGCUACGAUUGGUUCGAAUUCUACGUUCGACUGUCAUGGUACGUGUUGGUGGAGGCUGGGUAGCAUUAGAUGAAUUCCUUUUGAAGAACGAUCCCUGCCGCGUUUUUCUAAUGCCAAUACCGGAUCCUAACAAACCGGAACAACAUGAGGGUUGGUGUCCGCUCGCCAAGGGAAGAACGAAUAUCGAGCUGCGGGAGCAAUUCAUACUGGCGGAUGGCGUUAGCCAGACCAUGACAGCCUUCCGGUCCAAACCGAGUCCGACCUCGACGCUGCAGCGUACUCAGAUGUCCUCCGCCAAUGCUGGACCGAUCACCAAGGUAAGAGAACGCAGUGCUCGCAGCGUACCUAUGGGUCAAUCGCGAGCCUCGCGUUCAUCCUUGAGCGCCGGGACGCCGGACAGCCUUAGCGACAACGAAAGUUCCUUCAAGAUAUCUACUAGGAAAACCAGCACGCCUUAUAGAUCCACCGUGACGCCCGGUGGUAGCCGUCCAUCUAGCAGGCCAGCCUCAAGACCUGCCUCCCGACCUGCCAGCAGACCGAGUAGCCGACCCGCAUCGAGACAAGGAAGCAAGCCACCCAGUCGAUAUGGAUCAACGCAGUCUUUGGAUGAUGAUUCGAUGACUCCGAGUCGCAUUCCCCGAAGGGCCGUCGUGGGUGGUUCCAGCAAUACACCGACAUCCAGUAGACACAACAGUAUAUCUGGUAGAAAACUUAUGACCCCGGUGAACGGUUCGAGUUCACGACCUCGUACCCCGACAGGAUUGAUUAGUCCCGCCAGCGGGGUGCCUUCCAGGUUCGGCUCAAUCCAUAGAGCUUCAAGCAUUCCAACCCUGACUGGUGUCGGAACACCUAUCAGCCGCUCUAGGAUACCCGUGUAUGUGGGAGUGGAUAUAAAAUCUCCUCAGUCGACCACCAGCAAUAUGUCGACUCAAAGCAACCAUUCUACGAUUUCUACCGAUUCCACUGGGAGCAGCUCCGUGUGUACAAAUUCGGCAACUAACAUACCAACAGCCAUUAAACAAGCUAGGGUACGCACACCGUCCAGUGGAUCCAGCACACCGCUACCGCCGUCCUCGAAAUUGUCGAGGAAGCCCUCCGGAGCCUCCGACACAUCCGUGUCGGGAACAACGCCGAGUACACGAAAGGGAAAACCCACACCGAUCGAACAGCGCGCGCCGUUUCGAUUAUAAGCUUAUUAACGAAUACGCGUAGCUUAUGAAAAAUCUGCGUUGUAUAUGUUAUAUAUAUAUAUAUAUAUAUAUAUAUAUAUAUAUAUAUAUAUAUACUUAUAUAUGUAUAUUGUAUGCCUGAGCGAAAAUUAUAUAAAUAUAAACGUCCCCGCAAAUUUAUAAAGAUGACCGCAUGGUAUUACAGGGAAUAGUUACGGGAAUAGUUGUGUACGAUGAGAGGAUAGUGCGUGUGUAAUAUACGAAUGCCAAAUUUGACUUGAUUAAAAUUUCAUAAGCAAAAUGAUGAUACCUAGAAAUAACGAUAUGAUCUUUAUAUUUCGUUGAGUUUCAUCAAGUAUGCUGAAUGCCAUUAAAAAUUAUAUACAAUAUACCAAUGAGUAUUUGAUACUCUCUUAGGGGGUAAGGGGGAUCACAGACAGUUGGGGAAAUGUAUUUAUUUUGUGCCCGCGUUAUAAAGUGCUUGAAGCAUAUAUCUAGUUUUUAAUAAUCCAUAACACAGUGACAUAAAUUAUUGUUACAAAUACCUAAAACUUGGUAUUACCGAGAGUGCAGGGUAAUGCUCUAUAACUGAAAAUAUUUAGGCGAGAUAUCAGUAAUAUCGUCGCUGACUUUUCUCGAUAAGGACAAUACUAUAUUGAAAAGAUUCUAACAUAAAAAAAAAAGAAAUCGGCGAUAUAUAUGUAUUAUAAUUACGCUUAUAUUGUGUUUUUGAAGUAUAAUUAGUUGCCUGUAACUACUUUUAUAUAAUAGCAUAGUUUGCUCAUUUGUCGCACGCAUAGCUUUGCGUGUUUUAUAUAUCGUGUACCAUCGAGAUUAUUUCUCGAUGAGAUUUUUGACUUCUGAUAUUGAGCAAAUUGUACACACUUGAAGACAUUAAUUUAUUCAAUAUUUUCGCUUGACUUAUAUAUUUGUAUUAGUUAUAUGACGUUAUUAACGUCUAAUACGCAUUUGUUAAAAAAAAAGAAAAUAAAAAUAAGGGUAUGCGCGCGUUUUUAGAUUAUGAUUCGACAUUUAUUUUUGUUAUCCGUUUCGCAAAUGGAAUCGUAAAUGUUCGGUCAAUCUUAUAUUUUUAUCAAAUUCAAAUAAAUAUAAUUUUUUUUUAUUCAGAUUAAAUAUAAUUUUAUUUUUUUUUUUGUUACAUAUAUGACCAGUGGAGAGAACCAUUAAGUUUAUGAAUCAUAAAUAAGUCAUAAAUUUUAAAUGGCUAUAAAAUUUUGUUUAAGAUUAAUAUAUUGAGAAAUAUUUUGUAUUUAUGUUCUUGCGAAACGGAAUAUUUCAUGGUUUUGUAAAAAAAAACUAUAAUAGUAAUCAAAUCUAAUUUAUGAUUAUGCAUAAGUUUAAUCUUCGAGCGGUUGCAUCUAAAAAGCGCAAUUUUAUUCUAACUAUUAUAAUUCUUCUUUUAAAUAGAUCUUUUAUAUGUCAAUUUUUAUGCUUGUCUUUCAAGCAUUGUAAUAUAUUAUUACACAUAUAAUCGAAAUUGUAUAAUAUUACAUUAUAAAGUAUUACUUAAAUAAUACAUUUCGAUGGCGAAUAUAUGAAACAAAAAAGUCGAAUCAUCUGUGCAUCCGCUUCAAGAUUAACUUGCGAAUCGCUUUUUGUUACACAUUUGCGAAUCGAUUAAUUAAUGAUUAAUAAUAAUUGAAAAAUAAUUAUUAUGUAGUUGUAAUUAUAGGACUAUAAUUCAGUUAUAUAAUUAAUUAUGUUAUUAAUUAUGGAAUUAAUCAUAUAAUUCUACACAAUAAUUAUUAAUGAUUUAUAAUCGAUUAACGCGAGAGAUUUAAGAGUUCGAAGGAACAUACCUAACAGCGUUGAAAUAUUAAGAGAGAAAAUUGUGCGAAUGAUAACCAAGUAAAAUAUAUUCCGUUGCGUGAGGUGGCCUGUUAGGUGACGGGUAGAAAAAAAAACUCUGAAAAAAGACAUUUCCAUUUUUUUUUACAAAUAUAUACUUUUAGAUGCGAUUAAUAAUUAACGAGAUGUGACUCGCUGCCUCUUAUCAAUAUUACGUAAAUGCGAUUAAUCUUAUUAACAACUUCUCAUGCGAUACGAUUUUUUGUUUCUUUUCGACAUACCGAGAAGUGCUGUAUCAACGUUAUAAUAAUAAUAAUAAUAAUGCAGUGACAAAGAAAAAUAUAACAGGUACACGCACACACAUGACAUAUUUCAAUGAAGACUCUCGACCCGUUUCUCUUUAAUUUUUCAUUUCCUAAACGAGUGUUGGACACACAUCGUGUAAAAAUGUAUAUAUAAUAUUUUAACGUGUGCGCGCAUAUUUUUUUCAAGUUUGUAUUUUCUGAUUCAAGUCGCGUAUGCUGUCGUCAGGAUACGAAUCUUGCCGUUGAUUACAUGUCGAUGCCUAUAUCAAGCAUUACUAUUUACAAUUAGUUACAUUUUGCGAGAACGGAUAGGGUUUUCCCAAAACGAGGAUAACGUGCCAACUCAAUUCCUUUAGUGUUAACUGGCAAACGCAUAUGUAUAAUAUAUCAAGCAGAUACAUUUCGGGAGGAUCUCGUGGAAGAGACGGCAGCUUUAUGCAUGCUUCGCUAAUAAGGCUUAUCAAAUAUCUCUCGUUGCGGUGCUCCUGUGACUUGUAAUUUGUACGAAGUUACAAUCUUACGUCUCUAAACGAAUUUUAUGCACUUUUUACACCAUGGAUUACGGUUUUGAAAUGCGUAAAAAGGCUCCUCCAUUGUAAUGCUGAUCAUUGUAAUCGGUGAUAUAAAUGCGUUUUUGUCGAGUGCUGGGGCGAGACACUGGGAAUGUCGGUGGUACGUGUAAGAGAGAAAUCACUGUCAAAAAAUGUGUAAAGUAUCAAAAUAGUGUUUAUCAUACAGCUCUA